UAUUUUUCAAAUGCAAGCCCUGGAAAAUACACUUAGGCUAGUUGCAAUGUAUUGAUUUGAUUCUCAUUGAAAUGAGAAUAUUGAAAAAAUAUUUUAAUUUAUUAUAUAGUUUAUUUUGAAUCCAUCGACAGUGAUAGGGAGAACCCCACUGCUGUGUACGUGAUUUUUUUGUUCUGGACCAGACCAGUUAAUAAGAGCUUAUACCGAAACUUGACCAGACUGAAUUAGAAUUGGACAGUUUGAACUUUGAAGCGAAUCCAACCGAUUCCUGUUGCUUAACAUUUUGAACUAACCGAACCAGACUAUUUUUUUUUUUUAACAAUUCACAGACCGAACUGAACCGAUGUUAUUUGAAAUGAGACUAAUUCGGACCAGACCAAUUUGUUUUCAUACAAUUAACAGACAGAACUGUACCGAUGUUAUUUUAAGUAAAAUCAAAAUGAGAAUAGAGUUGACUUGAGUACCUACUUGACAAUAAACUGGUGGCAAUUGGCAACAGUCGUCUGGCGUCGAUUACUGAUCAGUCGAUAAAAAAAUACAACAAUAAUAAAUUCCAAUAUGUUUACAUAAUACUUGGAAACAUAAACCUAUAGACUCAUUGACAUUGCAAUCCACUUCGCCCUGCCAUAAAUACUAGGCGAAUAUAUUAGAACCAUAUAACUGAGAAAAGAAGAGAGAGAAAAAACAUAAAUUAGUGAAGGAGCCCUCAUAAAAAACUGUAGGUAAUAGGUAUACAUUUUUCUAUUUAGAUUCUUUUCUCACUCACUCUAUAUUAUACUACUGACCUUUCUCUCUCUAAUCGUUGUCUAUUAGUUUAUAGGUCUAUGCUUGGAAAUAUUUUAUAAUUUAUUACUUUGAAGCUAAGAUUCUAUAAUAGAUAUACGUGAUUAAUUAUAAGGAUUUGACAAUUCUACAUAAUGUCACACCACGAUUUUAUAUUUAUACGUUAUACACUAUUUCGAUUGUUGUAUCAGUAAGAUCAGUCUUAGUCUUGCAGAGCCAUUGCAGUCUUGCAGCAAGACCAAGACGAUUUUGCUCAUCACUAGCGAACUGGGUGAACUGACUCUUAAGCUAAAACGUCACCCGCCGUGUUAAGGUUUGGACCUUAAAGUGUCUAUAACAUAACAUAUGGUAAUAAACUGAUGAACAUUAAUACAUUUAUUUUAUCAGCUAAUCAUUGUAUAAUAAUAAUACAUUAUUUUCAAUUGAAAAUUUUAUUUUUUUAUUUUUCCAUUGCAAACUUAAUAAUUGACCUCGAUAAAUGUUCUUUUCACGGUAAAGGCGUCUCAAUGCGUCCGCGAGUACUAUUGCAGCACACACGUUUUUUUUUCUACCCAGUAACUUAGCUUAUUUCAACAUUUUUGUGUAAUUUUUUAAGUAUUAAAAUCAUAUCGAUAUAGUUAGGUAUAUGAUCAGUGUAAUGCGGUAUUAUCAAUAAUUAUCAAGUCGAACGGCAGACGCAAGGACUAGUGUAAUAAUAGGUUACCGACAUGUAUGUGUAAGUACGUGCUGCAAUAAUAGUACGUAUAGCAAAAAAAAAAAGUUCUAGUUUGGCAAUGAACUUGGUAUAUAUACGUAUAAUGGUUGUUGAUAAAUAAAGUAAAUAUGUAUUUCAUUCCUAUUUAAGUACUUGUCUCGUCAGGACGUGGGCGUGAUGAGGUACCGCGAUAAUUACUGCGGCUCGUAAUUUGUACAAUCAUUGACUAGACUUUUCAGAAGUGGUGAAGGAAUCGAAACGGCAUUGGGAACCAGUUUUGGCUAAAAAAUAAUUGCAGGAAUAAUUAUUUCCUGUGUAAUUUGAUUGAUAACUCGUAGUACACACAUUGUAAACACCAUACACUUUUAGUAUUAUUAUAGGUGCGAAUACGAAAACACUUCGAAUCUAUUUAGAGAAUGAUAAUUAUGUCAAGGCCUAUAACGUUUGAAUGCUCAAAUUGUUUGCAAUAUUUUAACCGGUUCAUGUCAAUCACAAAACGUUAUUGUACGUACGAAACUCGACCGUCCUCUGCUGUAGUUCGAGUCCGGAGCUCAUCGCAUGAGUACUAACGCUCAUGGCAAACGAGCGGUGCUAAUCGAUAGGUCCGAUACCUAUCCUUUCUACGAAAAUAUCGUAACCAAAUCAAACCAUAAACCACUUGCUGUAUUUCUCGCAUAGAUAAUAAUUUCUAUGGCGACGGUUAAAAGAUGGACCGCGGUUUCUUUGAUCUUGUGGCUGUCGGUUGACCUGCCGCUCGGGGAGGCUGCCCGAAUUCUGGCAGUCGAAACGGUAGCUGGCAAGAGCCACUGGUACUUCAUGAGAUCGGUGCUCAGGUCGCUGACGGAUGCCGGACACGAGGUCACGGUUUUCACGCCGUUUCCCGAAGGCGACCGGGCCAACUACACGGAAGUGGAUACGUCAGGAGACUUUCCGAUGAAGCUCGACUUGGAUGUAGUGCAGAUGAUCCGGGAAGCAGGCAACCCCUUCACAUUAAUCAAUGCCAUGUCCGGAGCGAUUCGAUUCUACUGCGACGCGGUAUACGGCAACCAAAAACUGGCCGACUUGAUGGCUUCCGAGGCACGCGACCGGUACGAUCUACUAUUAAUCGAGCCAUUGGGCUUUGACUGUGUUUCGUACCUGGCCAAUGAUCUAGGUCUACCUGUGAUCUACUCAAUUCCGUCGCCGAUGAUCACUUAUGCCGAGCGGAUGUUCACCGGUCACCUGUCUAACCCGGCUUCCGUGUCCAACUUAUUGGCCAACCACGCCGUGCCCGGAACAUUUUUCCAGAGGUUUACCAACACGGCUCUGUUGUCAUACGGCUUGGCCAGGGCACAGUACGACCGGAUGGUCACUUGGCUUACAGACUCGAAACCGUACGAUCUGGCACCGACUAUCAACCCCUCCAUCAUCUUCCAGAACAGUCAUUACGCCAGCGAAGCCUCGAGACCGGUCACUCCGAACGUUGUCUACGUUGGUGGUAUACACCUGACACCCGCCAAAACUAUACCAAAAGACAUAUUAGAUUUUAUCGAAGAUUCACCACAAGGAGUGAUUUUCUUCACAUUCGGUUCCACGAUUAAAGUGUCAUCGUUGCCUGAAUAUAUAGAACGGUCGUUUAAAGAAGCGUUGGCCGCUGUUCCUCAGAGAGUUUUGUGGAAAUACGAAGGUGAAAUGAAGGACAAACCGGAAAACGUGAUGACGAGAAAAUGGUUUCCUCAACGAGAGAUACUAUUACAUCCGAAAGUUAAACUAUUUAUCAGUCACGGAGGUAUAUCCGGAGUGUACGAAGCUGUGGAUGCCGGUGUUCCUGUACUGGGAUUUCCAAUUUUUUACGAUCAGCCAAGAAAUAUUGAAAAUUUGGUCUUGGCUGGAAUGGCGAUAUCCAUGGACCUAUUGUCGGUAACCAAAGAAAAAGUGUCUAAUGCCAUUUCGGAACUCAUCGACGACGAAAAAUACCUGACAAAUGCUAAAAUUACUUCUGACCGAUUCAAAGACCGACCGAUGACCCCACAACAGUCGGUCGUUUAUUGGACGGAAUAUGUGAUCCGUCACAAAGGCGCGCCACACUUGAAAUCUCACGCUCUGAACCUUACGUGGUAUCAAUACCUUCUGUUGGACGUAAUGGCCGUAUUGUUGAUUUUUGUUUUCCUAGUCACAUUUGUUGUCUUUAAGGUUUUCAAAUGUAUAAAAGCUUUUAAAAAUAACAAAGUUAAAACUCAGUGAGUCUAGUAGUCAACGAUUGUCAUUUGUCAUGAUAACAAAUACCGCACUAUUGCCUGUUGGAUACGAAUAGUGUUAAGUAUUUGUCUAUUACUAUUAUUCCUAUUAGUUUUUAAAUUGUUAUUAUUUAAAUUUGUUUUUACUAUUAUUAUUGUUUUGAUGUGAUUGUUAUGGUUGUUAACUGUUCUGCAUCCCACGAUGGACGGAUCACUAAGAAUAAAUAUAAUUGAAAUCGAAAAGAAAAACUGUUUUGUGCAUUAUAAUUAUAGAUGUUACCGUAUAAUAGAAAUCGUUUUUAAGGACUAA
This is a messenger RNA of Myzus persicae (green peach aphid), 4003 nucleotides long. Its product is annotated as UDP-glucuronosyltransferase 2B7-like. The coding region runs from base 2168 to 3700 and encodes 510 amino acids. The transcript is spliced from 4 exons. Lineage: Eukaryota; Metazoa; Arthropoda; Insecta; Hemiptera; Aphididae. The record is from RefSeq and is a predicted model, not a curated record. Gene Ontology annotation, molecular function: UDP-glycosyltransferase activity.